AAUCGGCGGCUACUAUCCGUGCUGUCUAAUGGACAGUCCUCGGGCGGGGAAGACGAAGACCGAAGAUCCAACAGUUCAGUCGACGAGGAGACGCCGCGUUGCGAGGAUCAACAGGUGUGAGCAAACGCCUGUCGUUUAAGAAGCAUGGGGAACUUUUACGUCUGCAGCCUGCUCGUCGCACUCGCUGCGCUGCUCGUUGUAGUGCAAUGUGGCGACAUAAUGCGCAAAAGCAUCGUCUUCGAUAAGAAUACUCCGGAUGUGUUUUAUUGUCCGCAACACAAGCCUAUUGGUUUCGAGAAAAUGCUCGUCAAGGCAAGACCGCUUUCCAGGCUCUGCCAAUUCGAGGGUCGUCCGAUACCCGAGGAUUACAAAAGCGACUGUUACAACGACGUGGACGAGACCGAGUACGCUUGCAAGGAGAAGUACAGAAUCAUGAAGCGAUUCAAUAAUCCGGAUGGGAAUGCGAGAGUCAUUGACGCCGAGAAGUAGAGAAUGAGAAUGAUGCUGCACGACCGCAAUCCAUGCGCACGCAAAUCAUAAAACCCAAAUAGAGUCAAAGCCACACCAUACUAAUGCUCGGGGCUGCUGCUGCAUCGAAGGGAGCUCAACUAUUUACAAAUAAUACUUAUAAUAAAAUAAUAACGGCGACGUAGAUAAAGCAAUUAUUGCCUUAAAUUAAUUAUCCAUUUUUUCAUAUUACGGUAUCAAAUAAUAGUAUUGUAUUACGUCAUAAUGUUCGUCUUUGGAUAAUACAUCAAUAAGCAAGUCACUGCCGCACCGUGUAUUCAAGAUGAAGAAAUGGAUAACAAAAAAUUAACAGACACAAGCAAGACGCUCAUAAAAUAAUGAGAUAUUUUAUAAUAUACAUUUUUCCACUUAUCUUAGGACGCGAAAUGAUAAGGAACAAUAAAGUUUGGUUCUGUAAUGUUUAAGCUUCGUCAAGGGGGAAUUUAUUUGUAUAACAUUAUUAAUAAAACUAACCGCAAAACGGAGCUGGGUGAUUGAUCAUUAAUCCUUUGACGGAGCUUUGGAAUGUAUUAUUGCUUUUAUACGAGAAAUAGAAUUAAUAUAGUUUUUUAUCAGUUAUAUGUUAAUAAGUUAUUAUCAAUCGUAUCGUUAGCAUUUAUUUUGUAAUGUUGCUUAUAGAUGAUUUUAGUUAUGGACAUCAUCUUAAAUAAUGCUUAUACAUGAUUUUAGCUAUGGAUAUCAUCUUAAAAAAUUUAUCUCAUCUAUUUAUGAUAAUAAUCUAAAAAUGACAAAAAAAAAUAUAAUCAUAGAAUUUUAUAAAGUAUUCAUAAAAAAAGACUAAUUUUUCGUGAUGCCUGAACAAAACUAUGGAACUUUUUUAAUAAAUCUGCAAAUAUAUAAUAAAAUAUUUUAUAAAUUUC
This is a messenger RNA of Acromyrmex echinatior (Panamanian leafcutter ant), 1388 nucleotides long. RefSeq lists its product as uncharacterized. The record is from RefSeq and is a predicted model, not a curated record. NCBI's taxonomy places the organism in Eukaryota, Metazoa, Arthropoda, Insecta, Hymenoptera, Formicidae.